Molecule: messenger RNA, 2600 nt
Organism: Amyelois transitella
Lineage: Eukaryota; Metazoa; Arthropoda; Insecta; Lepidoptera; Pyralidae
Gene: ie1
Product: juvenile hormone esterase
Exons: 11
Coding region: 297-2006 (569 amino acids)
Source: RefSeq, a predicted model, not a curated record
UAUUACAAACAUAUAAUCACGUCUAUGUCCCUUGCGGGGUAGACCGAGCCAACGGUCUCGAAAAGACUGAAAGGCCACGUUCAGCUGUUUGGAUGAACGAAAGAAUUGAGAUUUAAAUAUGAUGACAGGUUGCAAGCAGAUGCAUUACCUACAAGACGAAUCUCAAGUUUAUAAGCCUAUAUACUACGCUCUACCAUAAACAAAUCGUAUGUACUUUACUCAUUCUAUACUCCGCAUAUAAGGAGAAGGUUACAAUUUUCCUCAACCAGUGUCUUAGUGCCGUGUGGUCAGACAAGAUGCUGGCAAGAUGUGUGUUUGUUUGUUUGUUCGUCGCAGUAUUGGGGUGCAGGUCUAACAGUCACGAGAAACCUGGUAAAACUAAUGGCUCUCCAAAAACAGUAUCAUCUGAAGAUCCAAUAACCAUGACGCCUUCGGGCACCAUCCGCGGCUCCUGGAUGAGGACUCGGCGAGGGAGACAGUUCCAGGCUUACCGCGGGAUCCGGUAUGCGGAACCUCCAGUGGGAGAGCUGAGGUUUCAGCCACCGAAGCCAAUACUCCAGUACCAAGGUGUGGUGGACGCCAGUAAGGAAGGCCCAGCGUGUCCCCUCCCCGCUCCCCCCACUUACUACGUCGAUGAGGACUGCCUCACCAUUAAUGUUUACACUCCGAACAAUAAUAGCACGAAGCCGCUUCCAGUGAUCUUCUUCAUCCACGCCGGCGGCUUCUACUCCAUGACAGGUCGGAGCGACCUGGCCGGCCCCCAUUACCUGCUGGACCGUGAUGUCGUGCUAGUCACUAUCAAUUAUCGGCUUGCAACCCUUGGAUUCCUCAGUACGGGAGACGCGCUUGCUCCAGGCAACAAUGGGAUGAAAGACCAAGUAGUCGCUCUCCGCUGGGUACAGAAGAACAUUCGUGCCUUUGGGGGGGACCCUGGCCUGAUCACUAUUACCGGCUGCAGCGCUGGGUCCAUUAGUGUCAUGCUUCAUAUGGUGUCUCCUAUGUCUAAAGGUCUAUUCCACCGAGGCAUAUCAAUGAGCGCGUCGCCAACCGGCAAGGAAUCAUCCAGAUAUGAUAUGUACGACUUGGCAGUGAAACAGGCCGAGAUACUGAACUGCCCGAGCAAUAGUUCCGCAGCCAUCAUAUCCUGCUUGAGGACCAAGAGUUUUAAGGAGCUGGGCGAUUCGCUGCCCAAGUUCUUUGAUCAAUUCGGCUUCGACCCCGUGGGCCUCUGGAUGCCAGUGGUGGAGAGAGAGUUUGGACAAGAGCGGUUCCUGGUGAAGGACCCGGCGGAGUCCAUUAAGGCUGGGGAAAUGUACGCCGUGCCCCACAUGAUAUCGCAGACCACUGACGAGUUCUUUUGGAAGGCUUUCCCCGUGCUGAAGAACCAAACAUUACUCGACACGAUGAACAAUGAAUGGGAGCGUGUAGCCCCUAUUUCUUUUCAAAUGUCCCCGAAUAUAUCUUCGGAGAACAAAUUGAAGCUGAGACAGGCGUACUUCGGAGACAAGACCUUGGCGAAUGAUGAUGUCAGCACUAAAGCCUUAGGGAGACUGUAUGGAGACUCCAUCAUUGGAUUUCCUGUUCAUGUAAUGGCUAACCUGAUGUGCCGCCAUUCACCACAGAAGGUGUUUUACUACGAGUUCGCCCACGUUGGGAACCACAGUCAUUACGAGGCCCCGACCACUAAGAAACCCGUUGGAGCCGCCCACCAUGAUGAUCUGAUCUACCUCUUCACCCUGAGCUACCGGUUUCCGACCAUCGAAGUCAGCGACACCCUGGACUCCAAGCUGGUGGAUAAGAUGACAGCAAUUUGGUACAAUUUCGCUAAAUACGGCGAUCCUAACCCCGUGAACGCUUCUCAACCAGAGCUGUCAAAUCUAAGAUGGCCGCCGAUGACGUCAGACGUCCGCCAGUACCUACGAAUUGGCGGAGAUUUCUCAGUUCACGAGAAAAUGUUUGAAAACAGAUUUAAAGUGUGGGAAGAGAUAUACCCACAGGACUAUUAGAAGAAUACUUAUGUUGAAAACAAAACAAUUGUAUUAAGUUAUAUAUUUUAAUUAAUUUAUUAUAACACAAAACAGAAUAAAACUUAGUACCUACAUAAUAAUAAGAUAAAAAAGAAAUAUUGGAAUCAGCAUUAAAUUUGAUGAAGUAAUGACAUCUAUCGGUGUCUAAUCGAAAAUAUAUUUUUUUAUUUAUUUAGUCUUUAUUGUAACAACUAGGGGCCGCCCGCGACUUCGUCCACAUGAAAACCCUAUCAAUCCCGUGGAAACUGUGGGGUAAAAAGUAGCCUAUGAGUUAUUCUGGCUCUCAUCGUAAUCGGUUCAGUAGUAUUUGCGUGAAAAAGUAACAAACAUCCAUACUGACAUCCUGACAUACUCACAAACUUUCACAGGCAGACUCAAUGCUAAUAGCAUUAUCUAACAGUCUUACUAUUGGACUUGCUAUAGGUACUAAGUAUAGGGUUUUCCAUAAAAUUGGAUCAUGUUAGUUUAUUAUUUUAUUGUUGUAAAAAAACAUACCUACAUACAUUUGGUUGUCUGGAAGAACUCCCGAUUGGGAUAAGUCCGCUUUUGUACAUAUUCUUAUAAAUCCAAUGA